UAGAAGGGGAAGGGAGUGCUGAAGAAGACUCUGUCCAACGGCAUAAAACAACGACCUCAACUAACUUAACGGGGGACAUUUUGGACACGACUUUUCUUCCUGUGUUUCCUUCCUUGUCCGCAAUGAAGUGGUCCAACAGUCGUCAGCCCAGAGUGGGUAAAAACCCCUUCGUCCACAAGCUGAAAUUCAGCAUGACAGAGAAGAUAAAGAUAGGACUGAUGUCAGUUACGGUGUUUCCUGUCCGGCUGCUGCUGGUGUCCUUCCUCAUGCUGUUGGCGUGGCCCUUCGCCUUCACAGCCUCCCUUGGACGUUCUGAGUUUGCCAUUGAGCCACAGUCAUGGUGGAGGAGGUUUAUAGACCUGUGUUUACGAGUGAUCAUGCGAGCCAUGUGGUUUUGCGGAGGUUUCCACUGGAUCAAGGUGAAAGGGGAACGGGCGGCGCCCUCUGAAGUUCCCAUCCUCACUGUAGCACCGCACUCCUCCUACUUUGACGCCAUCCCAGUCACCAUGACCAUGUGCUCCAUCGUUACCAAGCUGGAGAGCAGGAGCAUUCCUGUCUGGGGCACUCUGAUCAGCUACAUCCGGCCAGUGUUUGUGUUCCGGUCAGACCAGGACUCCAGAAGAAAAACUGUAGAGGAAAUUAAGCGGAGAGCACAGUCUGGAGGGGAGUGGCCUCAGAUCAUGAUAUUCCCAGAGGGGACGUGCACCAACAGGUCCGGUCUCAUCUUGUUCAAGGCCGGUGCUUUCAUCCCAGGACUCCCAGUGCAGCCAGUGGUGCUACGUUACCCAAACAAACUGGAUACUGUUACAUGGACAUGGCAAGGUCCUGGAGCGUUCAAGGUCUUAUGGCUCACUUUGUGCCAACCUCAUAAUCCUAUGGAGAUCGAGUAUUUGCCUAUUUACACUCCAUCAGAUGAGGAGAAGGAAAACCCUGCCCUCUUUGCCAAUAACGUCAGAAAGCUCAUGGCCAAGGCGUUGGAGCUGCCACUCACAGACCUGUCCUUUGAGGACCGUGAGAUCAGCCUAUCGCAAGGCCCGCUGCGCAUUUAUGACUAUAGCAGCCUGCUAGAGUUUAACCAGCUAGUGUGCCGCUUGGGGCUGAGAGCCGGAACCAAAGACAAGCUGCUCGAGGAGCAGGCUAAGAGAGCCAGAAAGCUGCAGGGAGACAGGCUGGGUUUAGAGGACUUUGCCCAGUUCCUCAACCUGCCUGUUACAGACACACUCGCACAAGUCCACAGCCUCUUAGACCAGCACGGAAAUGGACAGAUAGACAUCAGACAUUUUGUUAUUGCCCUGUCUACUGUUCAUCGACCACCCAAGUCAAUGGAGACCCUCAAACUGGCUUUCAUGAUGUUUGCGAGCGAGGACAACGGGGACGUCCUAGAGGAGGACCUCGCCACCAUCUUGGAAAUAAUGCUGGGCGUGAAAGAGGUGGAUCUUUCAUGUCUGUUUUUAGCACUUGAACGACCUGACACAGGGAAGAUCACAUAUGAUGAACUUCAUCAUUUCAUAGAGCAGCAUCCACACUUCGUCCUGGACUGCCUUGAUUUUAAAGACCAUCCACGCAAAUUCUGCGUUGGUCGACCUAAGAGCUGCAAUGGCCACAACCACGACAAAGACGACUGAACGAUGGACCUGAGAUUUGCAGCCACUCUUCUGACUUACCAGCAUCUCCAAAUGCUGCAGCUUGCCUUCCACCUCUGUGCCUUUAUGUGCAGGUAGAGAAAGAAUAGAGGGGGAAUAAGAAUAACAAAGUUGUUUGAAAGUGUAGAGAUGGAUCAGUGCAGCACAGAUGAUGGAAUCAGAAUCUCUUCUCUAUCACUUAUUUCAUUUCUUUUUUUUGCGUUCCUUUGUUUUUAGUCUCUGUUAUCAUAGACAAUUUUUUUUACGCUCUUUGAAUAUAAUAUUUAUUUAAAAUACAAAUACAGGUAUUUAAGAAAUAAGUUGACAAAAGGAGGGGUACUUUUUAGCCCUGUUGUUGACUUUAUGUUGAAGGUUAGCACUGUUGUUCUCAGGCAAAUGGAUACAAUCACAAAGGGCACGUUUCUCUUUUCUGCUGCUCCUCAUUUAUAUACAUACAGAGAAACAUGGAAACUUAAUUACAGGUAUGGAUAUCUAGUUCAUAAUGCUGCCAUUCAGUGAUGAGGCUGGGAUUUUAUCACACCAGACUAAAUUAUGUGAAAUACUGAAGGCAAAUUCAGCAGAAAUUAGAGAAGUAAUUCCUUACUUUAAGCAGCUGCCUCACUGCCAUAGAAAUACAGGCCAAGAAACCUUA
This is a messenger RNA of Toxotes jaculatrix (banded archerfish), 2274 nucleotides long. It is a transcript of the gene lpcat1, whose product is annotated as lysophosphatidylcholine acyltransferase 1. The transcript has 14 exons. The record is from RefSeq and is a predicted model, not a curated record. Bases 123 to 1625 code for a protein of 500 amino acids. NCBI's taxonomy places the organism in Eukaryota, Metazoa, Chordata, Actinopteri, Toxotidae.